This is a messenger RNA of Mugil cephalus (flathead mullet), 324 nucleotides long. RefSeq names its product proline rich 15 like a (gene prr15la). NCBI's taxonomy places the organism in Eukaryota, Metazoa, Chordata, Actinopteri, Mugiliformes, Mugilidae. The record is from RefSeq and is a predicted model, not a curated record. The coding region runs from base 1 to 324 and encodes 107 amino acids. The transcript has a single exon.
AUGGCAGACCCAUCUGCAGGUUGGUGGAAACUGACUUUCCUGAGGAAAAAGAAAUCCCAGCCAAAGGUUCUGUAUGAAAUCCCUGCCGACACCAUUUCCAACUCCAGUGCAGCGGCAGGAGCCACCACGGACGACCCCCAGCUGGACGCCCGACUUGAGAGGAUCGUGGACAAAUCCACCGUCAGUAAGGGGCGCCACGUCAAAGUGUCUCACUCCGGUAGGUUUAAGGAGAAGAAGAAAGUGCGAGCCACGCUGGCGGAGAACCCGGAGAUGUUUUCUAACGUUGACUCGACCAGGAAUGAGAACCAGAUGGCUGGGAAAUGA